AUGGAACCCCUACCCAUCAACGCACAGCUGCGCACCGACGAGCCGAUUGAAUGUUGGGAUGAUGACGACGACUUGCAGUUCAGCGAGGACAUCCACUUUCGUACUGCAUCCAGCGCGGGUUCCAUAACAAAUUCAUCAUUUCGACCCUCCGGGCAUCGUGAUUCCAUCUCUUCUCGACGUUCGGCUCGCUCAGAUAUUGACUCCACUGCGGGCGACGAGGACUGGCAGGUCCCGCUCUACGAUAACGAUGAGUUUGCGAAAGAAGAUGCCAUUGCUUCAGCGAAAACCGCGGGAAUACCUAUUCCCCUAGAUAUUCCUAAGUCGGCUCUUAUCGGGGGCACAAUCAAGCGCCUUUCAAUUCGAAAGAGCAAGCAUACUUUUGUCGACGACUGGUCGGAAGAUGUUGAGCUCCCGGACCCUGAAACUGUGCUACAACUCAGAAGGCGAGAAACAGUGUUCCCUGAUACUAUUAGACACCUCAGCUCUGCGGCUACUAGUCCAGUGAAAUCCACGGCCUCGCCGUCUUGGGAUGAAGAGUUAUCGACACACUUGCAAUCGGGGCCGAGACCAUCUGACGCCUCCCCGAAUGAAAGUGAUGGUCUGGAUUAUCGAAAUGUCCCAACACUCAAAGCCCCAAAUCCUCGAUCUCCAAAGAAGUUAAGCACCGCCAAUGUCGGCAGUGGCUACAAUAUUGAACAGGAAACAGACGACGACUUCAACCAAGAUUUCGAGCUUCCCGCAAAUAAUCAGCCGCUUGAAUUAUCCCAUCGGAAAGAUAACUUCUAUGUAUCUAGCCCCACGUUGGAAGACUUUGAUCUUGAAUGGUCCGAAGGAAGCAUUGGUGUACGAGUUGGUGGUACUGGGAGAGAUGGUCGUUCUGUUCCCAGUUCUUCUAUAUCCAUCACUAGCCCCAGUGUUUCAAGUUGUCUCACUGCGGAAAGUGAAGACGAUGGCCUUGAUGGUCUCGUAAUCCCCGAAGGUCCUGUUGAUUUUACUGCUUCCCUUCAGAAGCGACAGACGACGCAAGUUGAAAAUGCCGACACUGAAGAGCACCAGGGAUCUCGGGUUCCCUCUGACGCCGACGACUUUUUCUCUGGGAUUGAUAUCGACAACGAGAAGGCAUUUUCCUUCGGACAGCCGGCUCUGAAUCCCAAUAUCAAGUGCAAGACCGAGCGGCCAUCUAGCCCGACUCGUCGACCCGCAACAACCCUCACGUUCACUAGUACGACAGGAUCCCCACGGACUCGCAUCCCACGCUUGUCUGGUCAUGAUCGAACUCAUUCAACUCACCUCGAGACCGUGUCGGAAAGUGGUGCUCCCCUUUCCAAAUUCCGAACAUCACAGUCGCGUCUGGGGCAUUCGUCUCAAUCGUCAACUUCAAGUCUCCCGACUUCCGGCCCUAAUCCGCCAUCCCCGACUCCUGCGCUUUCUGGUCGACGUCUUCUCGGAUCUCGAAAUCCUAGAGACACUGCCUCGGCCGGCGAGGGCAACUCUUCGACUAGGAGAUUGAAACCCAAACGAUCCCUGCCAUCGAUUCGUGGCGUAGGGUCGGUCCCUUCAGUUCCCACUUCCCAGCGAUCACUGGCCGAUCGUUCAGUUCCCCUUCCCACUGCUAGACCCAAGACACCGGUGAACCGCCCUGACGGAAGAUCUCAGGGUCGCUGGGCACAGCCACAGAUGCCAUUUAUGCCCGCUGGUAUUUCGGAAACACAAUCACAUCAUGUCAGCGUGAAGGGGUAUCGCUCGUCACGUCGCACCAAUUCAGACAGCUCGGGCGAUUUUCUAAGUCCACAGGGCCCAAUUUCUCGGCUCUCGCGAUCGACUCGCAACGAACCCUGCCGUGCUGGGUUUAGCGAUGCCAACGCAAGUCCUCUUACUUCUUCCACCAAACGGGCGAUCACACGACCCACCAAAAGACGAAAUUUCGGGGAUGGGACGGAGUUGGAGCCCUUUGAUGACUUGUCCACAUCGGCUUUAGCUGAAAGCAAAUUCGUGAAAACUCCAACCGGUCGUGGUGCUCCGAAAUCCAUCCGUGCCCGGCUUAGCCAAAGCCGAAUCGACCCUUCACCCGAUGUAUCACCUCAAUCUUUCACAUCUCCAUACUCGAAAUUGCCCAGUCCGACACCUAGGUUUGCCCGAGACACAAAUGCCUCGAGGAAUGCAAGAGAACAACGCAUUGCGUCCAUGACGAUGAACUCCAAGGGUCGUGAUCCCAAUUCUCAUUCUUCCAACUCCAAUUGGAAGCCCUCGCCCGUUUCGAGAAUUCCUCCAGCCUCCGCCACAAUAAGAAGCCGGAAGGGUAAACCGAAUGCCAAAUCCACGUCCAAGCCGCACUUGAUCAAGCCAAUGGGGACUGGCGUGCAGGAUGCUAAAUCUGUGGGAGGUAUGCGUUACAACCCUACAAACUUUCGGUGGGAAGGGAACGAGAACGUAAUGCACGAAUUCGAUACCGUCCCAAGAUCACCCAAGCCUGCCCCAGCACUUAUUACCAACGUGGGGACGACACAGAACGUUCAGACCGUAGGCGGAAUGAUCUUCGAUCCACAUCGUAUGUGCUGGCUGAAGGCUGCAUCCCUUGAACCUGGUGCAGACGAAGACGAUGUGUUUGCUGGCCUAGAUGAUUUGGAUGACGAGUUUACUCAUAGCACCAUCCAAGGAAGAAAGUCUGGGCCUUUGGAGGACCAAUUCCCCGCACUAGGGGACGAUGCCAGUAUUGGGGAGUCUUCUGAUGAAGGACCUAUGACCGAAGAAUUCGAUGUCGGACCCGAGUUCAUUCGACGACAGCGAGCCGAGGAAGACAAGUGGCGACGCAAGGUUGAUAAAUGGGUUGGCCCUGAGCGAGGAGAUGCGGACAAAAACCAUUGGAGAUGGAUCAUCCGCGAUCUAGUGGCCUUUGACCAUGGAGGAUCAGCUUAG
Molecule: messenger RNA, 2916 nt
Organism: Penicillium bovifimosum
Lineage: Eukaryota; Fungi; Ascomycota; Eurotiomycetes; Eurotiales; Aspergillaceae
Product: putative cytokinesis regulator (Byr4)
Exons: 2
Coding region: 1-2916 (971 amino acids)
Biological process (GO): regulation of Ras protein signal transduction; mitotic spindle orientation checkpoint signaling
Cellular component (GO): SIN/MEN two-component GAP complex; mitotic spindle pole body
Molecular function (GO): GTPase activator activity
Source: RefSeq, a predicted model, not a curated record